AUGGAACCACAGGCUCCUAAUACCCACCAAUAUCCAACGACAACUCAUUUCGAAGCUCCUCCCGCAUAUUCUAAUCCAUCAAAUAACGUUUCUCCGCCAACUUAA
Molecule: messenger RNA, 105 nt
Organism: Caenorhabditis elegans
Lineage: Eukaryota; Metazoa; Nematoda; Chromadorea; Rhabditida; Rhabditidae
Gene: K08D8.11
Product: PLSCR1
Exons: 1
Coding region: 1-105 (34 amino acids)
Source: RefSeq, marked reviewed